UUGGUGGCGGUAAAUGCACCAUAAGUUGGUUUGCCAUCCGCCAUAAAAAGUCAAUAGAAGAAGAAGACGAGCCUGACAAAACAAACGGAGAAAUAGGUUGUAAGAAAGAUCAUUUUUAAGACAGGUCGGUUUCUUCGAACCACACACAGAUCAAGAUUUGCACCUUCAGUAAACCAAUUUUUAAAUAAAUACAGGAAUAAUUCCUAUUAUUCUACAAGUGAAGGAGCCACCUCAUCCAAAAGUAGAAAUGGCACAAAGUGAUAAAUCAACUAUGACACAGUCCUGUCAAAGUAUAAUCAUAAAAGAGGAGAGUGAAGAUAUGACUGUCACAGACCCAUGCAGAGAAAUAAAUGAAGACAUUGAGGAACAAACAGACCGGGUGGAACUGGAGGAAACCUCAGCAUCAGGAACAUCAUAUAACUCCAUAUUUCCAGAAGAAUCUUCAGUUGAAAUGAAUCUUCAGAAGAAAAGCCCGCACGAAACAGAAGACCAAUCUUUAACUUGCCCUCACUGUGGAAAGGGAUUUAGUAGAAAAGCAAACCUUACGUCGCACAUAAGAAUUCACACCGGAGAAAAUCUUUCCACUUGUCCUCAGUGUGACAAAAGUUUUACAAGCCCAGGAAAACUUCGAGAUCACAUCAAAAUUCACACCGGAGAGCGCACAGCCACGUGUCUUGAGUGUGGAAAGAGCUUUCGAAGGAAAGCAAAACUUAUUGAACACAUGAGGACUCACACUGGAGAGCGCCCAUACCCAUGUCCUCAGUGUGGAAAGAGUUUCACACAUAAAAGUUAUCUUCGAGUCCACAUAAGGAUUCACACCGGAGAGCGCCCAUACCAGUGUCCUCAGUGCGAUAAAAGUUUCACACAAAAAAGUAGUCUUGAUUUCCACGUGGCAAUUCACACUGGAGAGCGCCCGUACCAAUGUCCUCAGUGUGAACAGAAAUUACCAUGCAAAAGCUCACUCAGAAGUCACCUAAGACUUCACAAUGGAGAGCUCCUUUACCCAUGUCCCAAAGAGGUCAUCGGAUAGGUAUGAUUUAUUAUGCCAAAAUUCAUACAUGACUGGAUCUUUCGUGCAUUGACACUAAACUUACAAGUUGUCCCAAUCAUGAUCCGAGGGUACUUGCGCAGUUUCACAACCUUCUGGUCAAAAGAUAUAAAAACUGAUAUUUUUGGAUAAAACUUUUGACAACUUUGGUAUAUAAUCAUGAGGUGGUCUCUUUUAAAUCUUUAGGUCAAACAGUGCCCAGUGUGUUUUGGUCUGCUGUUUUGGGUGUCGUCCAUUUUGAUUUAUGUUGUUAAAGGUGCUCUAAGCGAAUUGAAGCGUUUUAGACCAUAAAACAUUUUUUGUUACAUACCGGAAACAUCUCCUCACUAUCUGCUUGCUGCCUGUCCGCUGAUCAAACUGUAAAAAAACGCGAUCUCUGUAGAUAGCCCAGGCUUCACAAACGGCAAUAUCAACAAAUGGCCAAACCUAGCCAGCACAAAACAAAACAAAGUAUUCCAGCCAAUAAACGGCAAGAAGGAUUUGGGGGUGGGGGUUGGGCGCGUUCAUGAAAGCACGGAAUGGAGGGGGAGGAGUUAGCUACGCUCUGUCUGUUUGAAAACAGUUCAAACAUCAACAGGAAGUGACGUCGCACAUUAUUCGCUUAGAGCGCCUUUAAAUGCAUGCAUUGUACAAAUUCAAUUGUGUAUAACUUAUGUAAUAAUUGUGCAUGUUAGUAUGCUUAGAGUGGCGAGAUAGGAGUAACUGCAAAAGCGCAGAACCAGACAUCAUGAAAGUCUGAGGAUAAGCCUAAGGGGUUGUGUACACCAAACCUUUUAAACGUGGCUGAAAGGACUGGAGGACACUGAUUGCCAGCUGUUUUUCAGCUGACCACUUUGGUAGCUGUGAUACUUGAGCUGUGAGCUGGUUGGUUGUUGUUAUACUUGUUCCGCCCCUCCUCCACUGUGAUUGGACCGCCGUGUGAGAACUGACAUUGACGAGCGGAGCUUUUCAUCCAAAGUUGAAUCUCUUUCAACUCUCGACGCUCAGCGCCGAGCACGGAAAAACUGCCGAGCGCCGGUUUUCAGCACGGAAAAAAACACACAGUUUCCAUUGGAAACAAUUAAAGGGGCCAUGUCACAAGACUUUUUUAAGAUGUCAAAUAAAUCUUUGGUGUCCCCAGAGCACAUAUGUGAAGUUUAAUCUCAAAAUACCAUGUAAAUAAUUUAUUAUAGCAUGCUAAAAUUGCCACUUUGUAGAUGUGUGCAAAAAUGUGGCGUUUUGCGUGUGUCCUUUAAAAUGCAAAUGAGCGGAUGAAGUGCAAACACUGAUCACAAUGAUGGUGGUUUGUUGAAAUUGAAACUUGUGCUGUGAAUUAUUUUCUUUGUCUUUCCCUCUCUGCACUAAAUGACAGUGCUGUGAUUGGAUAGUGCAGAUUAAGGGGCAGUAUUAUUAUAAUAAGAGCUCCUUGUGACAUCAUACGGAAAGCCAAAUUUCAACAACCCUUUUUUUGCACAUGCUUGCAGAGAAUGGUUAACAAAAACUAAGUUACUGGGUUGAUCUUUUUUUACAUUUUCUAGGUUGAUAGAAGCACUGGGGACCCAAUUAUAGCACUUAAACAUGGAAAAAGUCACAUUUUCAUGGCAUGGCCCCUUUAAAAACACGCGCCGGCUGCGAGUGUAAAAGCUUUGGUGUGCACGGCCCCUAACAGUCUGAGGGCGAAAGUGGACGGAAUAGCAGUGUGUGCCCGCAUAGCUUAUUUAUUUAUUUUGUUUUUUAAUUUAUUUAUUUUCUAAGUUUGAAUUUUGUAUUUUUAAUUAUUUGUUUUUUAAUUGUAAUUACAUUUAUUUAUUUGAAGCAGGUACAGCUAGUGUGUUAUCUUUUGAUAUUUAAGAGGUAAAAAAACGACUUUAUUAAAAUUAAUCAUUUUUGUUUUUUUCACUCCACAAUAGACGGGUUGCCUGUUUACAAACAUUACAGGGUGCGCGCGCAUCCAGGAGGCAGAAAGCCCGCUUGGUGAGCGCGCGCAACCAGUGAUGAUGUCGCCGAGCUACCCAACUAUAGAAUUGUCCUUUGAGAAAAAGAAACGUUUUUCUUAGUUUAGUUGUGAUAUGGAGUAUUAAAAAUGCUUCUUCAAUAAAAUCAAA
Molecule: messenger RNA, 3132 nt
Organism: Paramisgurnus dabryanus
Lineage: Eukaryota; Metazoa; Chordata; Actinopteri; Cypriniformes; Cobitidae
Biological process (GO): regulation of transcription by RNA polymerase II
Cellular component (GO): nucleus
Molecular function (GO): DNA-binding transcription factor activity, RNA polymerase II-specific
Source: RefSeq, a predicted model, not a curated record